UUGAAUAAAAUGUAUAGUUUGUUGAUGUUUUUUUAACAAAAUCUUUACUUAAAUUAUGAUUUUUUAAUAUUGUUUUUUCUAACGAUAGUCACCUUUUAUAAUUUAUUUUCUCUAAAUACAAAUACAUUAAUUAAUGGAUACUUUCGAGUUUGGACUUUGGACCGCUUUAUUUUGUAUAUGUGUUCUUGUUGACUUUUAGCCGCCACGUGUACAGUGCGAAGAACGACCACCUGUACAUUUCGCCACCUCCUCUUUUCUUCCCGGCUUCUACUGUUCUACAUGACCAUUCCCUGCUAUUUCUGAUACCAAUAAUCAUGGAUUUUCUUCACAGACUCCUCAAUUUGAUUGCUCCUAUAGUAACCCUCAAUGCACUCUUCUUCCUCACUCCGCUUUAUUGCGUUUUCAAAGUUUUAUGCUAUAUCAAUCGUUCCAUUUCAAAGGAAGACGUCACCGGAAAAGUUGUAUUGAUCGUCGGAGCAUCUUCAGGAAUCGGUGAGCAUAUCGCAUAUGAGUACGCCAGAAGAGGAUCAUAUCUGGUCCUGGCUGCUAGAAGAGAGAAGAGCCUCCGUGAUGUUGCGGAAACCGCCAAGUUACUCGGUGCACCGGAAGCCAUCGCGAUUCCGACUGAUGUUUCCGAUAUUGAUGAUUGCAAGCGACUAAUCGACGAAACUAUCAAGCGUUUUGGACGAUUAAAUCAUCUGGUGAAUUGUGCUGGGGUGACACCAAUGUGCAUGGUAGAAGAGAUAACAGAUAUCACAAAUUUCACAUCAGUCAUGGAUACAAACUUCUGGGGUUACGUGUAUAUGACAUAUCUUUCAAUUCCAUACCUGAGAAAGACGAAAGGGAAAAUUAUAGUAAUCGCUUCAUCUGCUUCAUGGAUGCCUGCACCUCGAAUGAGCUUCUACAAUGCAAGCAAAGCGGCAGUUGUAAGCUUUUACGAGUCAUUAAGGCUUGAACUCGGUUCAGACGUCGGAAUCACAAUCGUGACUCCGGGGUUGACGGAAUCGGAAAUGAGUCAAGGCAAAAUCAUGAAUAAAGAUGGGGAGAUGAUAGUUGAUCAGGACAUGAGAGAUGCGGAGAUGAGUAUUAUGCCGAUUGAGUUGGCGACGGCGUCUGCCAUGGCUGUUGUAGAUGGUGGUUGCCGGGGAGAUGUGUACAUGUCGGAGCCGAAGUGGAUCCAGACGACGGCGUAUUGGGUGGCGCUUUUCCCGGAGAUGGUGGAGUGGGUGAAUCGAUGGUUUUUAUGGGUGAAGGUAGGGGCGUCGCCGCUGGAUGCACCUAGCAAGAAGCUGUUGGAUGUGCCGGGACUGAGGCGUCUGGCGCAGCCGGAUUCUGUCAGAUCGCCGGAGAUAAAGAAAGGAUAAUUGGUAAAAUCUAAUAUGUUGUGCGGAGGUAAGAAGUAAAAAAAUAAAAGCUCUAAAAUAUGUAUUUGUGUAGUAUCGUUGUAUAAUUAUAGAAGAGAAAAUGAUAGAAGCAAAGUAAAUUAUAAGGUAAAUUACAUUAUUUGUUGACGGUGAAUAUCUUCCUAUUCUAACAAAUGAAUAUGUUUAAUCUUUUA
Lactuca sativa (garden lettuce) is the source of this 1558-nucleotide messenger RNA. RefSeq names its product 11-beta-hydroxysteroid dehydrogenase A. NCBI's taxonomy places the organism in Eukaryota, Viridiplantae, Streptophyta, Magnoliopsida, Asterales, Asteraceae. The record is from RefSeq and is a predicted model, not a curated record. Gene Ontology annotation, cellular component: cytosol. Gene Ontology annotation, molecular function: oxidoreductase activity.